This is a messenger RNA of Thelazia callipaeda (thelaziosis nematode), 708 nucleotides long. The record is from the annotation of a GenBank genome assembly. NCBI's taxonomy places the organism in Eukaryota, Metazoa, Nematoda, Chromadorea, Rhabditida, Thelaziidae.
AUGUCUAGUCGUGUCGUAGUUUACGGUGGUAGAGGAGGACUUGGUUCUGUACUGGUUGAUUAUUUCAAAAUCAAAAACUUUUGGACAUUAAGUAUAGAUGUUUUGAACAAUGAUCAAGCCGAUGCAAAUAUUUUAGUAAGUAAAGAAGCAUCUUGGAUUGAACAAGAAAGAUCGGUACUGAAAUCAGUUGCUGAAACACUAAAUGGUGAAUAUUUGGAUGCAGUAUUAUGUGUAGCAGGUGGCUGGGCAGGUGGAAAUGCCGACAGUAAAAAUAUGAUCAAAAAUUCGGAAACAGUGUGGAAACAAAGCGUUUGGACAUCAGCUAUAUCGUGUCGAAUUGCUGUUCUUCAUUUAAAGAAAGGUGGAUUUCUCCAGUUUACUGGUGCUGCUUCGGCUUUGCAAGCUACACCUGCAAUGUUGGGAUAUGGCAUGGCAAAAGCUGCAAUUCAUCAGUUGACUAAGAGCCUUGCAGCUGAAAGUUCUGGGAUGCCUCAUGGAUCCACUGUUGUUGCUCUUUUGCCAACAAUGUUGGAUACUCCACAGAAUCGUAAAUGGAUGCCAGAAGCUGAUACUGAUUCAUGGACUUCACUCCAUUACAUCGCAAAAUUAUUGCAUGAAUGGACUACAAAUCCGUCCUCUCGGCCACCAAAUGGUACUUUGGUCGAAAUUGUCACGCAAAACAACGAAAACAGAUUGAAAUUUCACUGA